Messenger RNA from Pieris brassicae (large cabbage white), 753 nucleotides. RefSeq names its product enhancer of split malpha protein-like (gene E(spl)malpha). The transcript has a single exon. The coding region runs from base 30 to 506 and encodes 158 amino acids. The record is from RefSeq and is a predicted model, not a curated record. Gene Ontology annotation, biological process: sensory organ development; Notch signaling pathway. Lineage: Eukaryota; Metazoa; Arthropoda; Insecta; Lepidoptera; Pieridae.
UGCAACACACGCUCUCACAACUCACUAAAAUGUCUCUAUACGCGAACAACGAAUACAUCAUCUCAACAAACAACUCGAUCAACGAGAACAAAUAUAACAGUGAAAAAAUGAAGAACAGUGGCUUCAAAGCGCUAUUAAAGCCUUUAAUGAAAAUCAUCAAGAAAACAACGAAGCGAUCUCCCGCCAAAAUUAUUGACACGUGCAUCGAGGCUGAGCAAAACUCGUGCAACGAAGCGCUCGAACGCAAGAUCUUCAAUGACAUGGAAGCUUGCCAGUCCGCCGCCUUCCUCGUCUGCAACAAGGACGAGUCAUACGACCUUGUCCCAGUUUCUCGUGAAGACUUCUACAUCCCUGUGCACUUUGCCCGCACUGACGCCGGCACCUUCUUUUGGACCACAGUAUCCAAAUCGGAAUCUGACUUCGCAGCGGCCCACUAUUACACCGAGUGCCAAACCGCCGAACAGCAGUACCCAUCGGUCAUGCAAGACCGUUGGGUUCAAGCUUAAUGAUCUUCCAAAACAACAAUCCAAGUGUCUUCCGAAACCAGUGCCUGCUGCUGUUUCAAAAUCGUCUGUGAUCUUAGCUUUAAUUUUAUUCUAUAGUGCCAUAUAGAAUCUAGGUUUAGGUAUGGGCUUCCAGCGCGUGAUAACUCCAUAAAGCUUUAAUUACACUGUGUUGUGAUAUUUUAUUGUAUAAAGUAAUGUAGGAUCUGUAUGUGAUCAUGCUUUUAAGCUUUAAUUGUUUAAGCUGUUA